AUGGCAAUGAGAAAAUUUUUAAUUAGUUUUAAUUAUUUAAAUAAUUAUAAAAAUCAAGCAGUUAGAUAUUUAACAACACCUAGUACUUCAAUCAAAAAUUCUGAUAUGUUAAAUGAAACAGCUACAGAAUUAGUUAAAUCAAUUGUUGAAGAAUAUGAAACGAAAGGAAAAAUAUUUACACUGCCUUGGGUGGAUCAACAUGUGAGUUUCUUAUUUAUUCUGAUUUUCAAAUAAUGGUAUUAAAUUCUGAUAUUAAUUCUGAUUUUAAGAUUCUGGUAAUAAUUCUGAUUUUUAAUUUUGAUCAUUCUGAUUUUGUAAUUC
Molecule: messenger RNA, 321 nt
Organism: Meloidogyne enterolobii
Lineage: Eukaryota; Metazoa; Nematoda; Chromadorea; Rhabditida; Meloidogynidae
Source: the annotation of a GenBank genome assembly